UAAUUUUGAAAUUAUCUACGAUUAUAGUAUCCAAUUACUUAGAAUGAGACUUAUAAUCUUUGAGCUGUAUACAUACCUACCUUUGCCCACAUGUGUAUUCCUUAACCCUCUUCACGCCGUUCGAGUACAUGGUCCUCCUCACCAUCAUAGCAAACUGCAUAGUCCUAGCGCUAGAGGAACACCUACCGGAGGGUGACAAGACGCCCUUAGCAGAACAGCUGGAUCACACAGAAAAAUAUUUCUUAGGCAUAUUCUGUUUUGAAGCUUUACUAAAAAUUGUAGCUUUAGGUUUUGUGUUACAUCGGGGUUCAUAUCUACGGAAUAUCUGGAACAUAAUGGACUUCGUUGUCAUAGUAACAGGGUUCAUAGCAAUAUAUGCUUCUAGCGAAACAUAUGACCUAAGAACUCUACGAGCCAUCAAAGUGCUGCGACCACUAAAACUAGUUUCGGGAAUACCAAGUCUUCAAGUAGUUUUAAAAUCCAUCAUCCGGGCGAUGGCACCUUUGUUACAAGUUUGUCUACUGGUGCUUUUUGCUAUUACAAUCUUCGCCAUCGUUGGAUUAGAAUUCUAUUCAGGGGCAUUUCAUAAUGCCUGCUACUUCCUCAACUCAAGAGAGAGUGAAGAUAACAUAGAUUUAGGCGAUGAGCCCGGAAUCAGGCCCUGCUCGGAUUCCAUGGCAGAGUCCAGAAAAACAAUGGGCGGAGGGUUUAGAUGUCGAAAAAAUAUAUCUUCUUGUCGCCCAUACUGGGACGGGCCAAAUCAUGGAAUAACAUCAUUUGACAAUAUAGGCUUAGCAAUGUUAACAGUAUUCCAGUGUGUCACGAUGGAAGGAUGGACAACAGUCUUGUACCUGACAAAUGAUGCCUUGGGGCCAUCAUUUAACUGGGUGUACUUCAUCCCAUUAAUAGUACUGGGUUCCUUUUUUAUGCUCAAUUUAGUUCUUGGAGUCCUCAGUGGAGAAUUUGCCAAGGAGAGAGAAAGGGUAGAAAAUCGCAGAGCUUUCUUAAAGCUACGUAGACAACAGCAGAUAGAUCGAGAAUUGAAUGGAUACUUAGAGUGGAUAUGCAAGGCAGAGGAAGUGGUUUUAAAUGAAGAAAGGACGACAGAUGAAGAAAAAAGGAAAAUUAUUCAAGCCCGCCAGCGUAAAGCGGCGUGCAAACAGCUCAAGGACAGCAAGGAUACAGAUGAGGACAAUGAUGAGGAUAACAAAGAUGACUAUUUAACAAAUUUAGGAAAUGCGUAUGGCCCGCGCAACUUUAAAAACAGGAAGUCACCAGGGAGUUGCAAUGCAUUCUGGAAGGCAGAGAAAAGAUUCAGGAUCAAAAUUCGGCACCUGGUGAAAAGUCAGGCAUUCUACUGGACAGUGAUUGUGUUGGUGUUGUUGAACACCAUAUCUGUGGCGUGCGAACAUUAUGGACAACAAGAGUGGCUAACCAGCUUCUUAUAUUUCACAGAAUUCAUUUUCCUUGGGUUGUUCAUGUUUGAAAUGUUGAUCAAAAUGUAUGGAUUGGGUGCGAGAAUUUACUUCACUUCGUCAUUCAACAUCUUUGACUGUGUGGUAAUCGUUGGCAGCAUAUUUGAAGUGAUCUGGUCAGAGAUUAAGCCAGGUGCUUCAUUUGGUAUCAGUGUUCUAAGAGCUUUACGAUUGCUCAGGAUUUUCAAAGUCACCAGAUACUGGUCAUCUCUAAGGAACCUUGUGAUAUCGUUGCUAAGCAGUAUGCGUUCCAUCGUCAGUUUGUUGUUCCUUCUCUUCCUAUUCAUCCUUAUAUUCGCACUUCUCGGGAUGCAACUUUUUGGAGGAGAAAUGAAUUUUGAAGAAGGCCGCCCACCGGCUCAUUUUGACACCUUCCCAAUUGCUCUUUUGACAGUAUUCCAGAUUCUCACUGGAGAAGACUGGAAUGAAGUCAUGUACACAGGCAUCCGCUCGCACGGUGGGAUUAAGGACCUAGGCAUGCUCUACUCUAGCUAUUUUAUUGUUUUGGUGCUCUUUGGAAAUUACACACUGCUGAAUGUAUUCUUGGCCAUUGCUGUGGACAACUUGGCAAAUGCGCAAGAGCUUACAGCUGCGGAAGAGGAACAGGAAGAGGCUCGACAAGAAACAAAAAGAGAAGUUACUCGAGAAAUUGAAGAAAGGUUCAUGGUUGACGCAUCACCGCGUCAACGCGAAGAAAUGGAGAAAGAAUUGGCUGACCAGUUUGGCGUGGAUCCCCCACAAGUGAAUAUCUGCCCUCCGUCCCCGCAGAAUACUGAGGACCUGAAAACUCCACCAUCCUUUAUGUAUAGCUCGGUUGGGAAGACCAAUUUGAACCAGAACAGCGUCAGAGAUCAAGACAAGCAGCUGGUGGUGAAGGGAACACUACCACGACAGGGCUUGGAUAAUAUCAGUCUAACAGACUCUAACAAGACAGAACAGAAAGCUGGCUCAGCAGACAGUAGUACAGAGCUCAAACAAUCCUCCAAUCAGGGAGACAGUGCCUUUGGUGGACCUAAACCCAUGCUACCUUACAGUUCUAUGUUCAUCUUUGGCCCCACCAAUCUCAUUCGUCGUUUCUGUCACUUUGUGGUCAAUCUGCGUUAUUUUGACCUCUUCAUCAUGAUCGUGAUCUGCGCCAGCAGUAUUGCCCUUGCUGCUGAGGACCCUGUCAAUGAAUUAUCCUUCAAAAAUCAAGUCCUGAACUAUUUUGACUACGUCUUUACUGGUGUUUUUACGGUAGAAAUGAUACUAAAGGUCAUAGAUUUAGGAGUUAUCCUUCACAAAGGUGCUUACUGCCGUGAUCCGUGGAACAUUCUUGACGCGACUGUCGUGAUCUGUGCCUGCGUCGCAUUUGGAGUGACUGACUCUGCUGGCAAGAAUCUGAAUACAAUAAAAUCUCUUCGUGUUCUACGAGUGUUGAGACCUUUGAAGACCAUCAACCGAGUUCCCAAACUGAAGGCCGUCUUUGACUGUGUCGUCAACUCCCUGAAGAAUGUCUCCAACAUUCUGAUCGUGUACGGGCUGUUCCAGUUCAUCUUUGCCGUCAUUGCUGUGCAACUGUUCAAAGGAAUGUUCUUCUAUUGUACGGACGAAUCCAAAACUACCAAAGACGAAUGCCAGGGGCAGUUCUUUCAGUAUCAAGGGGAGGAUACUCCUCAAGUGCAUGACAGGCAGUGGCUGAGACAAGACUUUCAUUAUGAUGAUGUUAUGUACGCCAUGCUCACACUGUUCACCGUGACAACAGGAGAGGGCUGGCCGGCAGUCCUGAAGCACUCCAUGGACUCAACGGACACGGACGUGGGACCUUCUCCUGGGUCACGAAUGGAAAUGUCUCUUUUCUACGUGGUCUUCUUCAUUGUCUUUCCAUUUUUCUUUGUCAACAUUUUUGUGGCCUUAAUCAUCAUUACUUUCCAAGAGCAAGGCGAGAAUGAGCUGAUUGAUCAAGAUCUGGAUAAAAACCAGAAACAAUGCAUAGAUUUCUCCAUCAACACCAAACCCAUCUGCCGCUACAUGCCCAAAAACAAAAAUUCCAUAAAGUACAAGAUUUGGAGGCUGGUUGUCUCGACCUGGUUUGACUACCUGGUUAUGGCCCUAAUUGCAUUGAACACAGUAGUCCUUAUGAUGAGGUAUUACGGUUCAAGCAAGGAGUACAAGACCACGCUUCGGUAUCUUAAUCUAUCAUUUUCCUGCCUUUUUGGCAUUGAGUGCCUUCUGAAGAUACUGGGGGGUGGAUUAAGGAACUAUUUCCGUGAUGGAUGGAAUAUUUUUGAUUUUAUCACUGUUCUGGGAAGUGCUAUAGAUGUCGUCUUGAGUGAAAUUCAGAACUCCCAGUUUAAUUUGAGUUUCUUCAGACUGUUUCGAGCAGCCAGAUUGGUCAAGCUGCUUCGCCAGGGAUAUACCAUCAGACUUCUGUUAUGGACUUUCUUACAGUCAUUUAAGGCUUUACCAUAUGUGUGCCUGCUUAUUGUGAUGCUCUUCUUCAUAUCAGCAAUUAUCGGAAUGCAGGUGUUUGGAAAUAUCAAACUGGAUUCCCAAACAGAGAUAAAUCGUCAUAAUAACUUCAGUACUUUUAUACAAGCAUUGUUGUUACUAUUUCGGUGUGCAACAGGUGAGAGUUGGCAGUUAAUUAUGCAGUCGUGUCUUUACGGAGCACCAUGUGACCCGCAGUCAGGCACAUCUGAAAGGACGUGUGGCAAUGACAUCGCCUACAUCUAUUUUGUUACAUUCAUCUUUCUCUGCUCAUUCCUUAUGUUAAACCUGUUUGUAGCUGUGAUAAUGGAUAACUUUGAUUACCUGACCCGAGACUCCUCCAUCCUGGGUCCUCAUCACCUGGAUGAGUACAGCAGGGUCUGGGCAGAGUAUGAUCCUGGGGCAACAGGAAGAAUACAUUAUACAGACAUGUAUGAGAUGUUGAAGAAGAUGGAGCCACCAGUCGGCUUUGGCAAGAAAUGUCCUUACAGAUUGGCGUAUAGAAAGCUAAUUAGGAUGAACAUGCCUGUAGCGGAGGAUGGAACUGUGCAGUUCACAACAACCCUUUUUGCUUUAAUUCGUGAAUCUUUGCUCAUCAAGAUGGAUGUUGCUGAGAAUAUGGAUAAAAAAGAUGAAGAAAUGAAAGAUGUUAUACGCAAAAUGUGGCCGGUGCAGUCGAAGAAAAUGUUAGACCUACUUGUCCCACCCAAAGAAGAAAUCAGUGAGCUGAAAUUGACUGUGGGUAAAAUCUAUGCUGGAUUACUGAUUGUGGAAAAUUGGAAAGCGUUCAAGUCGAGUCUGACUCAAACCAACAUGAUGAAGCUGUCCCAAGUCACAGAUGAGCGACCUCCGUCCUUAUUUCGCCGUCUGAUGGGAGUGAUGAGGACUUCUUCAGCUCGUUCGAGUCAGUCUCUGGAUUCUGAACAUUCAGACACAGAAGGUGGCACAGAAGGUGGACACAGCAUUGACAAAGGCCAUGAUAAGACAUGGUCCCAAAGAUCCUUCAGCUUCUUAAGACGAGGCAGCAGUAAACGAAGGAAAGGUUUGAACGGCCAGCAGGGAGAUACAGCCAGCAUGCAGGGUCGUAGGGGAGACAGGUUUGUCUAUGUAAAUUCCUCAUUCUCCCAUGAUGAGGAAGAUGAACGAAAAACAGAGAAGUCUCUGGACAGACAGGACUUUUCACACGGUUUGAGGCCAGAACAUGCCACAAUGUCCUCAACCCACAGCCCAGAGUUGGAGACAGGGAUGGGAAUGGUUUCCAUUUUGCCCUCGGUAUCGAGAAGUCCUUCACAGGUCCGGGCUUCCCCUCACUCUCCACGAUCCCCACCCCACAGCCCUGUGUCUUCGCGAAAUGUCUCACCCUUCCCAGCCCCCAGAUCGCCCUCCCCAAGGAGGGACGUGGGCUUCUCGUCGGCUGUGGCCAAUAUUGUGGAGCAGGCACACAGUAUUGCUGAUCAAGAACGAAGGAAACAUAAAGCAGCAAGACCAGGAGAGGAUGUACUGAGUGUGCCCUCUUCACCUCAGCUGCGAGGUCGUUCCAAAACUCGGGGACGGCCACCUCUGCAAUCUCAACCGCCUAUCAUAAGUUCCCCUAGCCCCUCCCCCUACAGGAACCCACGGGAUGCUCCAUUGUACAGGUCUACAUCACUGGAAACUCGAUCACGAAGUCCGUCACCAAAUCCUCCUACUCCAACGUCUCAGCAAGAGUACUACGGUUCUGCCAACUUGACGGACCGCUCCCGCAGCCCAAGCCCAAUCCAGUCACCACCUCGUAAAGGUGGUCGUAGAUUGCCGCAGGUGCCUCCCCCUGCCAUGAAGCCGGCCAGUUUAAACCUGCAUCCGCGUCAAAGCAGAGAGAACAUGCCACGUGUAAUGCCUUCCCCAAGUGUUCCACAGGCCCCGCGAAGCCCUGGCAACAUCAACUUUCCCAAGCUGAAUGCCUCACCUACUCAUAUGCCCAGACUGAACAUCCCCCCGGUGGAGUCUUCCCCUGUCCCAGGCCGAAUGGGCAAACCAGAACCCUAUAGCCCCACCGAAAAGAAUAAUUUAAACAAAAUCAGUCCUGAGAAGUCCCCGUCAAAGCAUCGAGACAGGGAACACAAACGGGACCGAGACCGAACGCGAGACAGGUCUCGUACCAGGGCUGAACAUAGCCCUCGAAGCAGGUCUUCAGACAGUAGGCAAAACGACAGAAGUCGAUUAAUUUCUAGUCAGUUUAGUGACUCUGUAGAAGGACCAGAGCUAAGCCGGGGAGUUGGCUUGGCGCCUAGGACAUCUCCCACAGUGCCCAACGGGUACAAACCCAAGGGACAUAAACCUGAAAAAUUAGAAAUGAGAACUGAUAGCACUGCUCCACUUCAUCAUAGUGACUCUGAGGAUGAUGAUGAUUGGUGUUAAGAUGUCGAUCGUGGUUUUCUUGUUUUUGAUGGUUAUGUACAGCGUUCCUUUGGGGGAAUGAUAGGUGUUCGGUCCAAAUCAAAAUGCAGAUGUCAUCAGAAAAAACCUUGCAAGGUUUGUGAAGAGUCUGUUGAUAAUUAGACAAGUCUUCGGUGUUCUGUUGGAUUUUGGUAAGGAACAGCCAAAGCAUGUAUAAAAGACCCUUUGGCUGAGGAUGGUUAUUGGUCAGAUGAUAUCGAAGGUGCAGAGACGUAGUCUCUAAGGUGCUAAGUGUAUGGACUCAUGUUCUGAUGCUGGGGUGGAGAAGAUCAGCUCACUCAUGCUGAGCUUGGAAUCGACUCAAAGGAUUGCGAAUCAGAACCUGUGUGGUAUAUAGCCUGAAACCAAAGGUGAAUGCCGUCUUGAAGAGAGAAGAUCAAACUUAAAAUUAACCAUCAGGUAAUCAGACUGUCGCGAGGGUGUUCCACCCUGCUAAGACAGACAACAAUUGGGACCAUCGGUGCAGACGUGUGCAAGUCAUGAUUGCCACGCCAAAAAGUCACCAAGGAUUGUUUAGUGUUGAGUAAAACUUUAAUGUUUCCUAAUUGGAAAGCAAAGUUACGAUCACCUAAACUGUGUAAUGUAGCUACACAGAAAGCACAGCUUCCUUCUUCCUGUUUACUCUUGUGAUAGGGGCUGGGAAGCCUGAAGCAUGUGUUGGAAGAAUGCUUUUGUCAGAAGAUUGUGUUGGAAACCUACAUCGGGACCACAUGUGUUCAGCAUCAAGCCCCAUACAGACCGUUGUCAGUGAGAAUAUUUCUUGAUUGACCCUUAGCUACUAGCUUUGCAGUCAUUGACUCCCUAAUCGGUUGGACCUUUUGCAGUAGGACUUUUUGUGUAUGUGGGACCAGAAAUCUACGUUUGAAGACGCUAGUUUUUACUUGUGAAGAAUCCUUCUGAUUUUGCUAGGAUGACGUCAUGGACUAGAGAUAUUGUAGAUAUUAGUAUGACCAUUCCAUGCACAGGCGUUCAGUCUACAUUUCUAGAAAGCGGUUCAUAUGUCGUGUUCCAAAAACCACUUGUUUAUAACUACUGAUAGAAAGAAAAUUGAGGAAAUUAUUCUCCCAGCCACAAACCUAACAUGUUAAAAACCAAUGUGUAAAUGCUAUAUACACUGGAUGCCUCUUCUGCUUUGCAAAAAUCAUGUUUUUAGAAUAUACUGAUUUGUAAAAUAGCUGAAAAUACUUUUUAUGUUCGUUUCAGAGGCUUUCAAUUUGCAUGGAUUUAAUGCUUUGCACGUCUUUGAAAAAAAUCUGCCACUUGGACUGUGAUAUUUUUCUCCGUUUUUUUUUUUUUCGUUCUUACUUCUGUUGAUAUUGAUAAAUCCUUUCUUAAUCUGUAUUCUCUUCAACUGUGCAUUCUGUGUAGAAAUGGACAUGGUGUGAGACCUCUUCGCCAUGUAUUUUGCCUAUUUUGUGCCAAACGAUUGCAUAGCAAGUGUGAAACACUUUAUGAAUCCGCAGUCUCAUUGUAAAGUGCUUGAAUUCACUAAGUCGGGGGCCUAUCUGUUGUCUACACCAUUACCAUUGUUCUUCAGAUAGUGUAGAUAAAGCUGUUGUGCUCUUUAACUAUGAAGGGUGUAGUUUGGAAUGGAUCUAACCGAAUGAUGAAUAUUUGGAUAUUGUUGAUUAUGAGUUGUGCAAAGAUGUAUAUGUAUGACCCUUUAUAAAACUGGUUGUAUUUAAGAAAAGGUGUGCCCAACUGCUUAGCAAACUAUUAAAAGCUGAUAGGCUCCACCUUUUUUAUGAAGGCACCUCUGUAGUGUACUGUUAAAUAUGAAAACCUUUAUCCUUGAACCCUUUAUCUUCUCUUUCUGAUCUGAAGAAUCAAAAUGUCUAACAAGUGUAAUAUUGACUUUGUUAAUUUUUGUUGUUCGUUGCAAAUAGUCUCUGAAGGAUUUUCUUCAGAAUGAAGAUAAGGUUUGUGUAUAUAGUGUUAUAACCACUUUCUUACCUCAGUGUUUCAGAGAUCUCUAAUGAGGGUAGAUAACUGGUGUCAGUCGCGCUGGACGCAUGUCUGAUGAUGUUUUUUUUUAUUUGCAUUUGUUGUGAUCCUUGUUUAAGUUUAUUUCAACUACACACAAAGUAUUAUAGCCAUUGUUGUAUCUGUUGUUAUUGUUGUUCACAGUACUGAUUUUUGUUGUGAAUUGAGUUAAGAAAUAAUCUCUAACAUUUUACUAUUGGUCGAAGCAUCAUAACUUGAAAUGUUUGAGCACCGUAUCCAAUUUUCCAGCUGUUCUGUCUGAUCGGUUCCUGGAAAGAGAAUACGACCGAAAACGUGUUUUCUAAUCACAUCUAUCGGUACGCAUGCGUAUAUGUGUACAUACAUAUACAUCUCCGUGGUCGCUAUUUGAGGCAUUGUGAAUGCAAUCUAUUGCGAAAUCAGUUUUAUCAACAGGAAUUUCAUAGGGUAUCAGAUUAUAAUAAUAAUGCACUGAUGGUUGACGUAAUGAAUUGUCAGCGGGCUAAUGUCAUGGCGAUCUUGACAGUUGUCUGUGUAACCCCGCUGAAGUGUCCGUUCUACCACCUGUCAGCCUCCACCAUUGUCACACUGUCUCUACUGUUGGUUUGUCGAUCGCUUUCGGCGGAUGCCUGAAAGUGAGACACGCAGUGAUGAGUCGUCCUCUACCAGAUAUUCGCAGGGGACACGAACGAACACCCAUGUAUAGUCUAUAGCAGACAAUAAACGAUGAAUCCCGAAAAGUAAUCGUGGAGACCUUACGGUAUCGUUUUGACAGGAGUUGUAGCAUUUACAAGGAGUCAUUUUUGCCUGAACAUUUUCUUUGAGGCUUACAAUUAUUACGUACGGACUUGAAGUAAAAAUGGGAUUAAUAUAUCACGUGAGAUUUGCUGCUCACGUAACGUAACGGGAGCUAUCGUUAAUGUAUUCUGAAGGAUGGAUAGUUAAUGCAUCCUGUCGGAGUCACUGUUAAUUUAUCCUAUGCAAUUUGUUCCAUUGGACUGUCAUGCAUAUUGUGAGUGAAGUUUUUCAGUACGGUUGAGCGACGUUGGACCCUGUGUAAAUAUAACUAAAAUAAAUAUUUAUUGAAUCGGGCGCGUGCGUGUCUAAGUGUACAUAGUCAAGAUAAAAAAAAAUAUAUUUAUGGUGUGUUACGGCGUCAAAUAUUCCCAACGCUCAUUCCAUCGCUUUUGACUAAAGCAAAGCGAACCCGACAAAUGCUAUAUCGUUGGACGUUUAUCAUACUUGUUUUUGUAUUUUGUUGUUUUUUUUUUACUCACGAGAUGCACAUUGUGUUUUUUCGUGCAGUGUUACAUCAACCUCACCGCCUUGUUACUUUACUCACGUGACUUGUGUGCUAAGUUCCAUCUGUAGACGUAUGUAUCCGUUGUCAGUCACCUCUGAUAUUUCCCGUAUGGUGCAAGAUUAGUGAGCAAGCAAGCGCGAAAUUAGCGGGAGGAUUACAUAACCAGAAAGGCAUCGACAGUAAGGAAAAGAAAACGAUGAAAUGCCUCUUAGAUCCACAACGCUCUACUUGACCUCCCCUCCCCUCUUCCAAACCACCUCUCAAACCCAGGCAAACGAGAUGACAUGUGCUUAGGGCAUUCGACAUUGUUUCUCGCUUUUCGUAUACAAAGCCUUCUAGACAGAAGAAAGGCAUAGAUUUUUGAAGAUACUUCCAGACUAUCAAUCUGGUUUUGCUCAAACCAUUCUCUGUGUUACAUGUACUAUUCAUUCAAGCACAGCCCUUCUGUGAAGUGCCGUGCAACGCGCAGGUUUACAAAACACAGCCUCACAUCCGUAUAUUAGUCAUUUUAACUCAAUCUGCUUUUUGGGGCGUGUAAAUGUGUUAUUAUUCAAUCAUCGACCACCCAAAGAAAGAGGCAUUUUACUUUCUACACCCAUUUUCCAAUUUUAUCCCUUUAAGUAGGUAAAGAAAAAUUAUUCUGCAAAUAGUUCCAACUUCCAAAGUUUUUCUCUCUACAUAUGAUAUUCCCUUAGCUUAUUGUAUGCACACUUACCAGUUCCACGGUCUCGCACGGAACACACAAACUUCUUUGUUGUUCUUGAUAUAACUCGACAUAUCUAUGUUUGAAUGGUGUACAAUUUGAAUGAAGUUACACAAAAAUGAAAAUGUUUCACUCCUGGGCAAAUAUCUAUAGUGCAGAUCCUGGGCACAAUAUUACUAUUAUAACAAUUCUUAUUAUUAUGAUUAUUAUUAUUAUUAUCUCUGUCAUUCUAUGUUCAGGGCCUGAUCACGUGUUAACAAUCUC
Liolophura sinensis is the source of this 10612-nucleotide messenger RNA. RefSeq names its product voltage-dependent calcium channel type A subunit alpha-1-like. The record is from RefSeq and is a predicted model, not a curated record. Gene Ontology annotation, biological process: calcium ion import across plasma membrane; chemical synaptic transmission. Lineage: Eukaryota; Metazoa; Mollusca; Polyplacophora; Chitonida; Chitonidae. Gene Ontology annotation, molecular function: high voltage-gated calcium channel activity; calcium ion binding. Gene Ontology annotation, cellular component: voltage-gated calcium channel complex; membrane.